CUGGUCUGUCUCAACCCAGUCCGGGUGUGAAGGAGCAUCCUUUGCAGAGCCACACCUCCGCGCCGGGUUACCGCAGCAGCAGCAGCAGCAACAUUAGCAGCAGCGUUGGUGGUUCGAUCAUGUGACUCCUGCAUUUCCGACACAACAAUCCAGCACCGUGUCGGUCUGCAUUCACUCUCCCCUCUCUCCCCCUCCACGCCUCGCUCUCGGUAUGGCGGACGGCGAGAGGUCCCCCUUACUAUCAGACCUGGGAGAAGGUGGUCUCGGCAUCGGUACCGGCGGGGUGUCUCCGGGUUCCGCACCCUACGGCGUCCCCAACAAACCCCAGAGCUUCCCUCCCUUUCCCAGCCCCACUCAGCCCUCAGUGCUCCUCGGGGAAGACCCUCCACCCUACUCCCCUCUCACCUCUCCAGAGAGUGGCAGCGCCCCUGUUAUCAGCUGCAGAGUGUGCCAGAGCCUGAUCUCUGUGGAGGGCAAGAUCCACCAGCAUGUGGUGAAGUGUGGGGUCUGCAAUGAAGCUACGCCCAUUAAGAACGCCCCAGCAGGGAAGAAGUACGUUCGCUGCCCCUGCAACUGUCUGCUCAUCUGCAAAGUCACUUCCCAGAGGAUCGCCUGUCCCCGGCCAUAUUGUAAGAGGAUAAUUAAUCUCGGCCCAGUUCAUCCCGGUCCUGCCAGUCCUGACCCCCAGCCAGUCGGAGCCCGCGUCUCCUGUGGACACUGCAGCAACACCUUCCUGUGGUCAGAGUACACGGACCGGACGCUGGCCAGGUGCCCGCACUGCAGGAAAGUCUCCUCCAUUGGUCAGCGGUAUCCCCGGAGGCGGAGUUUGUGGUGUUUUCUACUCUGCUUGCUUUUCGUCAUCUCCACUGCGGGCCUGAUAGCUGGAACGUGGGUGCAGGCUCAGACCUACCAGGGGAUCUACGCCUCCUGGGCCGUGCUGCUGCUCCUGGUGGUCGUCACCAUGGCUCGGGCCUUCUACUGGGCCUGCAUGAGGGUCAGCCAGCCCCUCCAGAACUUCACAUAGAGCCCCCGUUCAAGCUCCUCUGCACCGUGUUCCUUAUCCGCCAGGCAGGAGGAAAGAUGGCUUUAAAGAAAAGAAAAAAAAACAAACAGAAUAUUUAUUUAAAUCCAACUCCAGACAGAAAGUUCUCCUCCUCCUCCUGUCCCUCCCCUUUUAGUCAAACGUGUUUCUAAGCCUGGACGGCGACGGCUGCGACUGCUAUAUAUCUAUGGGUAAUUAUGAUGAUGCGUAUAGCCUAAUGUACUGUUUAUCUGUUAAUCUCGUGGGCAGUGUGGGGUUCAUUUAAACACCAUGACAUACCUUCUUCUCCUCUCUCCCCCUGUGCUCUUCAUCCAUCUUUUAUUUAGUCUUUGGCACAUCUCUUGCAACUUCUACGCCAAGGGCUGAAAGUUAACUCUCCUUUCAUCCCUAAUUUGACUUAGAGUUUCGUACAAGCAUUUAAACAUUUUUCAAACUUACAAACAAAUUAUUUUUUGAGCGUGUCGAUGAAGUCAGAUUACAAAAAAAAUCGAUGCCAGGAGAAUAUUAGCUCAGCUGGAGGGACACCUGCUUCCUUUCUGUGAAUCGAAAGAUCAAGUGCGUGUUGAAAUGUGUCUGAAAAAUUGAAUUCAGCACUACGUGAAGGUAGGCUAUGAUGUCUCUGAACUCAAUGUUUAUGCUGAAUUAUCCCCUGGGACUGACUUUGAUCCAAAGCAGCUUGAAAGCCUUAAAAGGAGGUGUGGUAGAAGGAUUCAACACACAUGUACACACACACACACACACAUGCACAUAAACAUGACUGCACACCGGCACACAACAAAAGGAGGAUGCUUUUUUUGGAGUUGCAACAGCUCAGAAACCGGUUUGUCAAAGGCACUCAGCCUCUCUCUUCAAAGACAAACUUGCAAACAGAUUCUCUCCGUGCUCUGGUCCGUAGUUCAGCGGGGGAAGCUGUGACAUGCAUGCUGCUCUGCACCAAAGCUGGAUAUUUGAACUGGUCGUAUGAGAGUAAAUGUUCAUGUUUACUUCUUACAAACUUCUUCUGUUAUUGAUUUUCUCAUUAUGCCUUCAUGCAAACUUCAAUAUCUGCUUUACAUUUCAAACAGCUGCUACAAAAUGCAGAAUAAACCUGCCGCCUGUUUUCAAGGCGGCAGGUUUAUGAUUCCUCAUCAGUACGGUUUGACCUCAGCUCAUCUCGCUCUGCUCGGACCGAAACAUGAAACUAACGUCUCCAUACUUACCUCCUCAUACCCUCAAAAUCCAGAGUGCAAGUGUUUUUAGAUGCUGUUUGUGGUUGUAAGUUUUCAUCAAACGCGUCUUUGGAGAGUUGAACUCUCAGCUGAUUCUUUGAAAUCAUCAUAAACACACUACUUGAGGCUUUUACAGACGCUCAGAGCGACCCUGAUGGGCAAAUUCCACCAGAUCCGUGUCCAGUCCGCCCCUAAUCUGUCACAGCACUAGAUCUGAUAAGUUUCUAUUCUAGUCGAUGUGUUAACUUCCACUGGAUCCGCUCUGUUGUGUUACGGCUGCGUCUCUGAUCCGGCAGGUCGGAGCCCUCCAGAUCAGAUACACAAGACUUCUAUUUUUCCCAGAUGCCGGAGCACGACGCUUCAGACUCUUCAACAGAGCAGAUGGAGCGGGACAGGAAGUCAGGUUUCACCAAAACAAAAUGAAAACAUCCGGUUAAUUUUCAGAAUAAAACACUUCAUGUUAUCGUUAGAACGUUUUUAACUUUCAUGAUGAGCGGAGCCAGGCCUGGAGUCAACAGGUCAGAGGUUUUCAGAGGACCAGAAAGACAACAUGGAUGAGGAGAGGAGGAGGAGAAUCCUUGAUUCAGUGAUUACCAUGGGGAAACCUCGGUCACAUGACUCCAGCUGUCCGGCGGUCCUGCUCUGUGCUGCGUUCCGAAGACGCAACCAGUGCGUAUUGACGGACAAGAGAGCACUGAGCCGGACCCUAGCUGAUUGGAGACGGACCGGACACGGAUCUGGUGGAAGUCCCGUGUAACAGUUUGGGAUGUUCAUGCUAAAAGCCAAACAGCAGCUAACGCUCCCCUCUUGGUGUUUGUAUCCGCAGUAGGGACCAGUUGUUUUUGUCGUUGAAGAUGGAGGCUGCAGCUGAGCUUUCUCCCUGCUCGAGUCCAGACAGAGCGUCCCCCUUUAAGGCCAGUGGAGUAUUUGUACAUGAGGAAAGCCUAAUGCCAGUCAGAGUAGGUCAGUAACACACAAACAAACACUACACUCUACAUUCUCACUCUGGAGUCCCACGAUGACUCGUCUGUGGUUCUGAAUGUGGUUACAUUUCUUUUAUGAAUUACAUCUUUUUUUUUGUUUCGAUUGUAAAUAUAUUUGUCGUUUGUGUACAAUGGAAGUGACUAAGCGAAUUAUGUUGCACUCAGUUCUUAACACUACUGCUGUGAUCGCUGCGGACGUUUUAUUCGUUGUUUUUAAGAAGGUUAUUUUUGCAAAUCUUCACCUGUUACAUAUUUAAUGAUUUGUCGAACUACUAACCUAAUAAGCCUCCGGACGCACAGACGUCCAAAUCUUAAUCACAGACACACCGACAUACUCACAUUCCCAAGUGACAACACACACACACACACACGCACCCACACACACAUACACUCAGCACCUUAUACAGUAGUGAGAAACACUGCAUACACUAAGUAGGAUGAGAUGAAGUUACCUUGCUCGGUGGCGUUCAGUCGGUAUGGAAGUGUCAUGUUAUUUAUUAAACACGCUGUGAAAAAGGCCACUGCAACAAAUAAGUCAUCCAUGAAGUCCUGACGUCUGACGUGGAGCGAGAUUGUUUUCCUAACUUCAAGACGAGACCAAAGGCAAUACUUUUUUUUCCAAUGACUGAAAUCAAUUGAAUGAUCUGCUAGAUUAAAGUCACAGACGGUUCGUUAAUUUUUGAGCCUCUGAUGAAAACACGCUUGAAAAGAUUGUAGGACGUGACUUAUUUUGGAUGCAUUUAGACGGAGCAUAAAGACGGUUUUCUGCAAAGACGAAACCAAGACCUUCACCAGCCGACGCAACUUCAAAAGUUGAGCAGAGCAUGAUUGAUUUCUUGAUAUGGGUGAAUUUAUGAAGCAGCUGAAGUCCUGCAAAGAUCAUUUUUUUCUUGUGUGCAUAAGUUACCGUGCACACAAGAAAAAAAACGUGUGCAAGGUAAUGAUGUGUGCACUUCUGCAGGACUUCAGGGGCUCUGAAGGAUUCAGAUAUUCAGAUCAAACAUGUGUUAGCAAGGUCUGUUGCUAUCGUUGGUGAAUUGGGAAUUCAAUGGCAAAAAAUCCACUUUAUGUUUGUUCUGAAUACACCUCUAGUCGACCUUUUUUCUGCAGUAGAGUGAUCAUGUUUUAUCCAUGACUGCAAAUGAAAUGAAUCAUGUUAAUGCCAAUAAUCAAGAACCUGGCUGAUGCUCUUUUCAGAGUUUGUUUACACACAAAUAAAGACAUGAUGAUGUACAAAACAG
This is a messenger RNA of Notolabrus celidotus (New Zealand spotty), 4474 nucleotides long. RefSeq names its product phosphatidylinositol-4,5-bisphosphate 4-phosphatase 1a (gene pip4p1a). NCBI's taxonomy places the organism in Eukaryota, Metazoa, Chordata, Actinopteri, Labriformes, Labridae. Gene Ontology annotation, cellular component: plasma membrane; phagocytic vesicle membrane; late endosome membrane. The transcript has 7 exons. Gene Ontology annotation, molecular function: phosphatidylinositol-4,5-bisphosphate 4-phosphatase activity. Bases 212 to 1024 code for a protein of 270 amino acids. The record is from RefSeq and is a predicted model, not a curated record. Gene Ontology annotation, biological process: phosphatidylinositol dephosphorylation.